This is a messenger RNA of Cajanus cajan (pigeon pea), 1855 nucleotides long. RefSeq names its product Haloacid dehalogenase-like hydrolase (HAD) superfamily protein. The record is from RefSeq and is a predicted model, not a curated record. Lineage: Eukaryota; Viridiplantae; Streptophyta; Magnoliopsida; Fabales; Fabaceae.
CUUUCAUCUUAAAAAAUCAGAAUCAAAAUAAAAUAAGAAAAUAAAAAUAAAAAGAGAAGAGGAAGAAACGUAUAGAAAAAGCUUCUCCGAAAAUCUGGCAAAUAGAGACCAAGAGAGAUUCAUGUUCGUCAAGUUUCUGAUCCUCUUUUCACUUCCUUUCUCUUUCAGGUGAUUUCUCUUGACGAUAAAGCUGCGAUUUCGCUGGUGUCGUUUUGCUCUAAGAUGGCGUCGUUUUCAGGAAUAUAAUAGCUAGGGUCUGGGAAUCAGGGUUGAAGUUCUUCAGCAUUGAAUCUGAAUCUUUGGUUAGAUAGGUUGGUUUGUUUGGAACUCAAUUCAAUUCAAUUGGUCCUCCCUUUUGUGGAAACUCAAUUCAAUUUGGUUUGUGAAAAUUGAAAAAUGGUUGAGUCAAUUGCUGCAACUUCACUACUUGGCCACCGUCCAGUUUGUGGUGGAAAUUUCACCAGGGAUGUGUCUGGUAAACGCAAAUCUUUGAAUACCGUUCGGUUCCCGACAUCUGAGUUUCUCGGUGGUAGGAGGAUUGUGGUUUCUUUGGCUUUGCCUAAAUCUAUUAAACAAGAUAGAUUCAUGUUUUCUUCAAUUAAGGCCUUGGCUGUGGAAUUAACAAGAGAAGCACAUGCUUAUAGGGAAGAGAAGUUGCCCAAGAGGGAUAACAAGAUUGAUGGUGGAUUUGAUCCAAGGCCUGAUUCGUGGCCUCCCACAAAUAGAGCAGAUAACCCGUCGCUUCGGAAUCCCUUGCUCCGGCAAGAGAGGAUGGGAUGUGGUUGGUUGGGUGCUAUAUUUGAGUGGGAGGGAGUUCUUGUUGAAGACAACCCUGAUCUAGAGAAGCAAGCUUGGCUCGUACUGUCUCAGGAAGAAGGCAAACCCUCUCCUCCUGCAUUUAUCCUCAAGAGAAUAGAGGGCAUGAAGAACGAACAGGCGAUUUCAGAAGUGCUGUGUUGGUCAAGGGAUCCGGCACAGUUAAGAAGGAUGGCUAAUAGAAGGGAAGAAAUCUACCAAGCUUUGCAGGGUGGGAUAUAUAGUCUCAUGUCAGGGUCCAAGGAAUUUGUGAGUGUUUUGAUGCAUUAUAAGAUACCAAUGGCAUUGGUUUCCACGCGUCCUAGAAAGGCUCUCGAAUCUGCUAUAGGGGAAAUUGGUAUCGGGGAUACUUUCAGUGUUAUUGUAGCAGCAGAGGAUGUUCACAGGGGAAAGCCUGAUCCAGAAAUGUUUGUGUAUGCUGCACAGCUUUUAAACUUCAUACCUGAGAGGUGCAUUGUGUUUGGAAACUCCAAUUCAACAGUGGAGGCUGCACAUGAUGCACGGAUGAAGUGUGUGGCUGUUGCUAGUAAGCAUCCUGUCUAUGAGCUUGGAGCUGCAGACUUGGUUGUCAGGCGCCUAGAUGAGCUUUCAGUGGUUGAUUUGAAGAAUCUUGCAGACAUUGAAUUGACUGAAUUUGGGUCUGUGGAGCCCGAGUUGGAGAUGGAGAUGGAAGAAGAUUAUGACACAUCAUCAGUUGAUGACAAUUUCUGGUAAAUCCUAUAAAUGUACAGUUGAUUGAAGUUCAUCCGAUUGUUGAUGAUAUUAGUUACAGGUAGAUUACUUGUGUAUAUGGUAACAUAAUAAAUGGGGGGAAAUGAUAAGUGGUCUGAUUGAACAUUGAUGUUAUUACUAAUGCAUUUUCUGUUCAUAUACAUUCAUGGGAUUUUAAGAUUUGAUUUACCGGUGAUUCCAUCCAAUAGAUAGAAUACAAAUUACCUAGUCAAGUUUAGGUAAGUUCUACUUUUGGUCCAUGUGACAUUAUUCCCUAACCCUAACUCGGGAAAAUAUGAAACCUUCAAAUAAGUUUUUUUUUUUUUUU